AUGGAUUCCCUGCCUCAACUGGUUACGGGCCAAAUAAUCCGCAUCUCGUGUUAUGCCGCAGCCCUCGUCUUGAUCUCAGUGGGUUUGAAUGUCAUCCAUCAGCUCGUUUUUUAUAAACGAAAUGAACCACCAGUGGUAUUCCAUUGGUUUCCCAUCAUGGGCAGUACCAUCAGGUACGGCAUGGAUCCUUACAAGUUCUUCUUCGAGUGCCGGGAAAAGUACGGUGAUAUUUACACAUUCAUCCUGCUCGGUAGGAAGAUUACGGUCUACCUGGGCACGGAGGGAAAUGAGUUCAUCCUGAAUGGCAAAUUGAGAGAUGUCAAUGCCGAGGAGGUGUACGGUAAAUUGACGACGCCCAUCUUUGGCUCAGGUAUUAUCUAUGACUGCCCCAAUUCGAAGCUCAUGGAGCAAAAAAAGUUCGUUAAAUUCGGCCUCAGUCAAGAAGCCCUAGAAUCCUACGUCCCCCUUAUUGAAGAAGAAGUGAACCAAUACAUCAAGACCUCCGGGAAGUUCAAAGGGUCAUCAGGCACGAUCGACCUCGCGGUGGCCAUGGCCGAGAUCACAAUCUUCACUGCUGGCCGUACCCUACAGGGUGAGGAAGUCCGUGCUAAGCUCACUUCAGAGUUUGCCGAUCUCUAUCAUGACCUUGAUCUAGGGUUUUCACCCAUCAACUUCUUGCUUCCUUGGGCACCGCUCCCCCGCAAUCGCAAGCGUGAUGCGGCCCACGUCCGAAUGCGUGAGAUAUACUUGGACAUUAUCCGAGAGCGAUCCAAGGCUGGUGCCACUGGGGGCCCGCGCGCCAAGGACAUGAUUGAGAACCUGAUGCAAUGCCUCUAUCGCGAUGGAACCCCAAUCCCGGACAAGGAGAUUGCCCAUAUGAUGAUCACGCUGCUCAUGGCAGGUCAGCACUCGUCCUCUGCGAUCAGCUGCUGGAUCAUGCUGCGACUUGCCUCCCGGCCAGAGAUGGCUGAGAAACUAUACCAAGAACAAACAGCCGUGUUAGGUGCAGAUCUCCCUCCUUUGAAAUACAGUGACCUUGCAAAUCUUCCUCUGCACCAGAACGUGGUCAAGGAGACACUGCGCAUCAAUAAUUCCAUCCACACCCUCAUGCGCAAGGUCAAGAAUCCAUUGCCGGUCCCUGGAACUUCAUAUGUCAUCCCUAAAAGCCAUACGCUUCUUUCCUCGCCGGGCGUGACUGCUCGUGACGAGAAGCACUUCCGCAAUCCAAUGGAAUGGGAUCCACAUCGGUGGGAGACUCGGGUUGAGGUUGAGGCCGAGACUGAUAUUGUUGACUAUGGGUACGGUGCUGUCUCGAAGGGUACGCAGAGCCCAUACCUGCCGUUCGGCGCGGGACGGCAUCGAUGCAUUGGAGAAAAGUUUGCGUACCUGAAUCUGGUUGUUAUCGUUGCCACCCUGGUGCGGAACUUUCGCUUCUAUAACCCAGAGGAUCGCGAUGGAGUGCCAGAGACAGAUUACUCGGUUUGUGUGCCCUCGUAUUGUAAUAGCAAUUUUCUUGGAAGUGGUGCUAACCCUCAUUCUCUCGACAGUCUCUCUUCUCUCGGCCGAUGCAUCCCGCGACAGCUCUAUGGGAACGGCGCGAAGACUGAAAUGGCAACGAUGGGUAAUGUACAUGAUGCUCCCGGAGGGUUUUGA
Penicillium macrosclerotiorum is the source of this 1653-nucleotide messenger RNA. RefSeq names its product cytochrome P450. The transcript is spliced from 3 exons. Gene Ontology annotation, biological process: ergosterol biosynthetic process. Bases 1 to 1653 code for a protein of 550 amino acids. Lineage: Eukaryota; Fungi; Ascomycota; Eurotiomycetes; Eurotiales; Aspergillaceae. Gene Ontology annotation, molecular function: iron ion binding; monooxygenase activity; heme binding. The record is from RefSeq and is a predicted model, not a curated record.